UCACCAAUUAAUUCCACCAGCCUUUAGAGUGAAAGAGAAGGAGAGAAACACAAAAUGGUGAAGUUCGAGAGGGUUCCUUUACUGUUAGGAUGGUUUCUUGUUUUAGCUCUGGUCGGAGCCAAAGCCAGUGAACCUGUCUGUCGUCAAGCUGAAAAGUUUAGCAGAGCUAGUUUUCCUGAAGGUUUCCUUUGGGGAACCGCAACCGCAGCGUUUCAGGUUGAAGGAGCUGUUGAUGAAGGCUGCAGAGGUCCAAGCAUGUGGGACACUUUCACUAAGAAAUACCCACAUAGAUGCCAAAAUCAUAAUGCUGAUGUAGCUGUUGAUUUCUACCAUCGUUACAAGGAAGAUAUCAAGUUGAUGAGAGACCUGAACACUGAUGCUUUUAGACUUUCUAUUGCGUGGCCUAGAAUUUUUCCUCAUGGAAGAAUGUCUAAGGGGAUAAGCAAACAAGGAGUCCAAUUCUACCACGACCUGAUCGAUGAGCUUCUUAAAAACAAGAUAACUCCACUAGUCACAGUCUUCCACUGGGAUACUCCUCAAGACUUAGAAGAUGAAUACGGUGGUUUCUUGAGUGGUAACAUUGUGAAGGAUUUUACGGAAUAUGCAAACUUUACUUUCCAUGAAUAUGGAGACAAAGUAAAGAACUGGAUCACAUUCAAUGAGCCAUGGGUGUUUAGUCGUGCCGGUUACGACGUCGGGAAGAAAGCUCCGGGACGUUGUUCACCUUACAUACAAGAAUAUGGAAAGCACUGUGAAGAUGGACGGUCAGGCUUCGAAGCUUAUCAAGUCAGUCACAACUUACUCUUAGCUCAUGCUCAUUCCGUUCAAGCCUUCAGAGCAUGCAAACAGUGUGCUGGAGGUAAAAUUGGAAUUGCACACAGUCCAGCUUGGUUCGAACCAGCCGACCUGGACAGUGUUGGAGCACCCAUUGAACGUGUGCUUGAUUUCAUCCUUGGAUGGCAUUUGCAUCCAACAACCUAUGGAGACUAUCCACAGUCGAUGAAGGAUCGUGUUGGCCAUAGAUUGCCAAAGUUCACUGAAGCUGAAAAGAGAAUCCUAAAAAACUCUGCAGAUUUUGUCGGAAUGAAUUAUUAUACAUCAGUGUUUGCAGGUAUCAUGCACGAAGGUAGCUCCAAGAACCCUAGUUGGGCGACAGACUCUCUUGUUCAUUGGGAGAGUAAGACUGUGGAUGGUUACAAGAUUGGUAGCAAGCCUGCAGGUGGUAAACUGGAUGUGUAUUCAAGAGGAAUGAGGAAACUUUUGAAGUAUAUCAAGGAUAACUAUGGAGACCCAGAGAUUAUGAUUACUGAGAAUGGUAAGAGAAAACGUUCAGAACUCAAUAUUAUAUCACGUUUCCACCUUGAUAAAACUCAAGUUUUUUUCUUUAAAGGAUAUGGAGAGGAUCUUGGAGACCAUCACAAUGACGUUGCAACUGGAACAAAUGAUCAUAACAGGAAAUAUUAUCUCCAGAGGCAUCUCUUGAGUUUGCAUGAAGCCAUAUGCGACGACAAGGUGAACGUUACUGGAUACUACGUGUGGUCUUUGAUGGACAACUUUGAGUGGCAAGAUGGUUACAAAGCUAGGUUCGGGCUUUACUAUAUCGAUUUCCAAAACAAUUUGACCCGUCACCAGAAAGUUUCGGGCAAAUGGUAUGCUGAUUUCCUUAAGCCUGGAUUUCCAACUUCCAAGAUACUUAGGGAAGAACUCUAAGAAUCAAGAAUCCGAAUCUUGAAUCCUCUGAAGAAAAGGUUAACGUAUUGGAAGAGUCUUGUUAUUGAGGAUCACUAUCUGUUCUGUGUUUGUAUGGAUCAUGUUUAUCGUUUUUAUCUAUGGUUUCCUUCAUGUUAGUCAUCGUUUAAAUAAAAUGUUGUUAACGUCAACAAAAUAAUAUGGUGUUGCCUUCUUUUUAGUUCGUGUUAUGAUACAUACUUAAAUCUGCAGGAAUGUU
This is a messenger RNA of Eruca vesicaria subsp. sativa (arugula), 1948 nucleotides long. NCBI's taxonomy places the organism in Eukaryota, Viridiplantae, Streptophyta, Magnoliopsida, Brassicales, Brassicaceae. The record is from the annotation of a GenBank genome assembly.